This is a messenger RNA of Ruditapes philippinarum (Manila clam), 3258 nucleotides long. RefSeq lists its product as uncharacterized. The coding region runs from base 415 to 2580 and encodes 721 amino acids. The record is from RefSeq and is a predicted model, not a curated record. The transcript has 7 exons. NCBI's taxonomy places the organism in Eukaryota, Metazoa, Mollusca, Bivalvia, Venerida, Veneridae.
UUCACUUCAUUGAUCCAAAAGACAAAAAUACAAUGUGGAGUUAUGUCUCACAAAUUACUUAAAUGAAUGACCCUUAUUGCAUUUUUAAUUGUAGAAGAUAGAAGACAAGGGCUGUUUCUUUGUAUACUUUCUUUAAAUUACAAAUUGACUCAUAAUGAAUACCUCUUACGGAUAGUUAAAAAUAGAAACAAGUGAACAGGAAAAUACUUUUCGACAGGUAAUGAAAAGUAAGGAUUGAUCAAAUAUUAAAACAUAUACAUUCACAUACAAAUGCACCAAAGAUAGCAAUGGAAAUUGUCUGUCAAUUUAUGGGACAAAACUCUGCAGAAUCUGAUUAACACAGAUAUGAAGAUAUAUUAAGCUUAGGACCUUCAAGACACGACAAUAUUUAUAAUUCUUUGAGAAGGAAAUUCCAUGGAUUCAUUAAGCGAUAAACUGUUAGAAAAGAAAUACAAUACAUGCAGUAACUGGCUUAAAGCACAUUUAGCUGUGUCGUUCACUAAAGAAGGACUUGAACCAUUUGUUUGUGAUGAAAUUCAACAAUUUCAAUUGAAAUGCUUAGAUGAUAUAUGUUCAAAAAAUGGACUAUCACAUCGGACUUUGUGUUCAGAAUGCUCUACAGAAAAUCAUGUAAAGUGUCGUACAAAAGGUAUUUGUGUUAUCAAGAAAGGACAAUGCAAUUAUCACAGAAACGCUUCAUUACAGUUCAUAUCGACCUGUCCGAAUAGGAUUUGCCAUCACUUCAAAUGUGAAAUAAAGACAGCUCAUUGGUAUGAAUGUCCGUCAUUCAAAAACACAGAUGCAACCCAGUGGUGCAGUAAUUACUGGGAAGUGGCGAAAUGCUUCAUGCCCCCAGAUGGGUAUAAAGAUAAAGCAUCUGCAGCAGACACAGACUUCAAUGGUAUAAUCAGCGUUAUCCUCAAUUACAAAGGGUUCCAGGACAAGAUUGACGAAAGCCUUCAAGACGAUACUAGUGUGUUUAAAGCGGCAAGAGAAGCUGUCAAUAAAUUGCGACAUUCAAAUCUUGAAGUAGAGGAUUCAUAUCUUCAGGAAUUACUCAUAAUAUUACAGAAACUACUCUCUGACAGCAAAUAUUUAGCACAAGACACGCAUGCGCAGCAGGCUUCUGAGCAUCUUAAACAGCUGAAAAUCGAUACUCUAACCAUUAGUAACGAUUAUUUAAGAAAAGCCCAUGAGCAAUAUGAAAGAGUAAAAUUAGAUGAGGAAAAAAGAAAACAAGAAGAUCUUUUAAAUGGUGAUGAAAAUGAUGGCCACGAUAAUAUUGACAAUAAUAAUGAUAAUAAUUAUGCACCCAUUGCAAGAGCUGGAGACGAAACCCAAACAGCCCCUAUUCCACCAAAAUUUGAAGAGGAGCUCAUACAAUGGUAUAUCAAAAACAAACUUUCUCUCCAACUAUCAAUGACUGAUGAUUCCGUCGAUACAAAAUUUGAAGACCUGUAUGUCAAGCAAGAAUUAUCCGAUCAUAGGACAGGAAAGUUGGAAACGUCUUUGAAAGACCUCUUUACAAGCGAAGGUAAAGUUUCAUUGGACAUAUUUCUAUGCAGUAUUGUUGGAGCAGGAAACACAACAUUUGCAAAAUACCUAACGAGAUUGUGGUGUCAGUCGCAUGGUCAAGGUUCCGACCACAAUGAUAAUUUCCAAGAGGAGGAUUUAAAUGCUUUACGCGACAUUGACUUUGUGUUUCUUCUAAAUUUGACAGAUUCAUCAAGUAAAUGCGACACUGAAGACAUGAUUUACGAUCAAAUCAUUCAAAAUCUGCCAUGUAACUCGUCAGACGGUAAAAGUUUUUUAAAACAAGUCUUGAAAAAAAAGCGAUGCCUGAUUAUAUUAGAUGAGUCAGAUAGAUGGGAACAUCCUCAAAAGUGUACAAAGUCAUUUCAGGGAAUUCCGCACCGAUACGCAAGUGAAAAUAUUAUAGUGGUGACAAUCGCACGACAACGCAAGCUCGUAAACAUUAACGACAGUCAAAUCAACAAAGAAAUAGAAAUUAAUCGUCUUGGAAACAAAUCAAAGAAACAAUUACAGAUAAAUGCUUUGAAAGGAAUAGCUGAAAAAAAAAAUGAAACCGUCACAGAAGAAGAAUUGAAGAAUCAGCAAGAAGCGUUUCAAAGCGAGAUAAGUGCCUACAACCUCGAUGAACUGGCGUCUGUCCCACUUAUUUUGAUGCACCUUGUUUGCUUAUGGCACGAUAACUGUUUUAAAGUACUGUCAGAGUGUCAAGUGUAUGGAAAAAUUAUUGAGAUGAUUUUAUCAACAACGCAGAAGAAUUUUCAGUACUUUCAGACUAAUGAUUUCAAACAACUACAAGCGUCUGGAUACAAAGAGCUUUUAGAUGGCUUGGGAAAUUUAGCUUCACAUUCAUUUAAAGGAGGCAAGACAAUUGCAAGGUCAGUUGUAAACAAAUUCCUUAAAGAAGAACAAGCAAAAUUAUGUUUGAUAUCUGGAAUACUUUCAGAGAGUAAUGGUAAAAUAUGUUCAGAGCAAAACAAUCCAGAAAUAUAUUUUACAUUCGAAAACAUACGCAAGCACUUCAGGCAGAGGUUGCAAAAAAGUGAAUAAGACUAUCAUCGUCUUGAUUAUGUGAUUUCAUAAAGUCGAUCGUCCGUCCAAUAGCAGUUAUGCGUUUCAGAUUUGAAGAGAUGUUAUAUUUCCGAUCCUUAAAGAUCGUUCAGCACGACAUAAUUGUUGUGUUUGUGAUAUUUUUGGUGUCGACAUUUUGACAUUUUCUAGUUGGGUGGUUAAAAAAUUCCCACUUGAAUUAUGUUGAAUGACCCCUAGGAUAUGUGGCCUCCUUUUUAUGUUUGUCUUUUGACGUCUUAUCUGUGAUAUGCAUGCUUCAUUACCUCUGAUAUCCUUUCAAAAUUCCAUUUUGUUUAGUUCCGUUCAAAAUUUUCUCGUUAAUGGCACACGCUUUCUGUUAUUUGGGGACCAUACGCCGCUUUUUUAUGGAAUGACAUGGAAGUGUCACAUUAGAGGUCCCAUGAUAACCGCCGUAUAAACACAUCUGCGAAUGUUUCUUAAUUCAAAAUUUUACCAGUUCAUGUUUUAUUGUUAAAUUCUGCUUCAGCCGGUGCUCAGAGGCGUAGACGUAGUUUGCACUUGACAGUACCGUCCAUGAACAGGCGCAAUCAAACCAAGUCUGUAACAUUUUCAUUUUUGCCGUUUUGGACAUUCUUUAAGGAUUCUUAAAAAUUUCGGGGGAGCAUAUAGUCGGCCCCUUGUCCGUCUGUCUGUCUG